CCGCCGCCGCCGCCGCCGCCCAGCGCGCUCCGGGGCCGCGGGCCGCCUCCAGCACCCGCCGCGCCGCAGCUCCGGGACCGGCCCCGGCCGCCGCCGCCGCGAUGGGCAACGCCGCCGCCGCCAAGAAGGGCAGUGAGCAGGAGAGCGUGAAAGAGUUCUUAGCCAAAGCCAAAGAAGAUUUUCUUAAAAAAUGGGAAAAUCCUGCUCAGAAUACAGCCCAUUUGGAUCAAUUUGAACGAAUCAAGACCCUCGGCACGGGCUCCUUCGGGCGGGUAAUGCUGGUGAAGCACAAGGAGACCGGGAACCACUUUGCCAUGAAGAUCCUCGACAAACAGAAGGUGGUGAAGCUGAAACAGAUUGAGCACACCCUGAAUGAAAAGCGUAUCCUGCAAGCAGUCAACUUCCCGUUCCUUGUCAAACUCGAGUUCUCCUUCAAGGACAACUCAAAUUUAUACAUGGUCAUGGAAUAUGUGCCUGGUGGGGAGAUGUUCUCACACCUGCGGAGGAUCGGGAGGUUCAGUGAGCCCCAUGCCCGCUUCUAUGCGGCCCAGAUUGUCCUGACCUUCGAGUACCUGCACUCGCUCGAUCUCAUCUACCGGGACCUGAAGCCGGAGAACCUUCUCAUCGACCAGCAGGGCUACAUUCAGGUGACAGACUUCGGUUUUGCCAAACGUGUGAAAGGCCGCACCUGGACCUUGUGUGGGACCCCCGAGUACCUGGCCCCUGAGAUCAUCCUGAGUAAAGGCUACAACAAAGCUGUGGACUGGUGGGCCCUGGGGGUUCUCAUCUAUGAGAUGGCCGCUGGCUACCCGCCCUUCUUCGCUGACCAGCCCAUCCAGAUCUACGAGAAGAUCGUCUCCGGGAAGGUGCGGUUCCCAUCCCACUUCAGCUCCGACCUGAAGGAUCUGCUUCGGAACCUCCUGCAGGUGGACCUCACCAAACGCUUUGGGAACCUUAAGAACGGAGUCAAUGACAUCAAGAACCACAAGUGGUUUGCCACGACUGACUGGAUUGCCAUCUACCAGAGGAAGGUGGAAGCUCCCUUCAUACCAAAGUUUAAAGGCCCUGGGGACACGAGUAACUUUGAUGACUAUGAGGAAGAAGAGAUCCGAGUCUCCAUCAAUGAGAAGUGUGGCAAGGAGUUUUCUGAGUUUUAGGGGUGUGCCUGUGCCCCCAAGGGUUUUCUUUCCUUUUUUUUUUUUUUUUUUGAUGGGGGGGUGGGGUGGGAGGAUUGGAUUGAACAGCCAGAGGGCCCCAGAGUUCCUUGCAUCUAAUUUCAUCCUGCCCCCACCCCCCCCUCCAGGGUAGGGAGAGCAGGGAGCCCAGAUAUUUGGAGGAACAGAAACACCAGCUGCUCCCCCUCACCCCUUUUGCCAUCCUUCCUCCCCUCGCUUUUGCCUUCCUCCUCCCCCACGGCCCCGCACCCCAGCCCACUUCUGCCUGUUUUAAAUGAGUUUCUCAGUUCUUCCAGUCAGACCAGGUCUUGCUGGUGUGUCAGGGACAGGGUGUGGGAAGAGGGGCCCAAAUGUAACUCUAGUGCCACCCUCCAAACUACAGACACCACUCUCUAAGGGCAAAUGAAUGAGAGCAGUCCUGUCAGGGAAGGAGACAUUUUAGUGUUCAAUGGGCUGCUUGCUAGAAUUAAAAAAAAAAAAAAACAAUUUACAAUCUUAUUUAAGUUCCACCAAUGCCUCCCUCCCUCCUUCCUCUCCCACCCCUUCCCAUGGCCCUCUGCCCCAAAUCCAUUUUAACAAGGCUGGGAAGCAGACUGACUUUGUAAAGGAAGAAGCAGGGGUUCCAACCUCUCCCCCAAGCUGCUAAUCCCACCCCCUGCUCCCCUGUCAAGCCUGGACCGGUCUCAGGCCCUUUAGGAAGCCCCUUCCCCCUUGUACCCCAACAGACCUGCUUCACCCUUGGGCUUCGGGACCCAGACAAAGCAGCUGCCCCUCUCCCUGCCAAAGAGGAGUUGUCCCUGAAAAGAUAGAGGGGGAGCCCCAAGCCCAGGGUCUUUCUUCUCAGUAACAUUUCCCCAAACUCCUUACUUUUAUUCUCAGCUAGAUGUUACUGUCCAGCCUCCUUUCAGUUAGGAAGGCAACCCCCCCCCCCCACGCAAUCCACCUGAUGGUCCCUGGUUCAAGGCCGGGAUUGCUGGGGAGGGACUGCCUGUUUUUUUCACCCAGCAGCCUCCGCCCCCUCCCCCAUCCUGGGCACUCUUCCUCUGCUUAGCUGUCAGCUGUCAAUCACCCGUUCUCAACCCCCCCCAUUUGUGGGGUUUUUUUUUUUUUUUUUCUCUUAAUAGAAAAGUCGAGAGCCACCCCAUUCAUCCCCGUGUUUGUCUCAUAAUUUCUCCCCAUCCCAGGAGGAGUUCUCAGGCUUGGGGUGGGGCCCCGGGUGGGCGCGGGGGCGAUUCAACCUGUGUGCUGCGAAGGACGCAACUUCCUCUUGAACAGUGUGCUGUUGUAAACAUAUUUGAAAACUAUUAUCAAUAAAGUUUUGUUUAAAAAAAAGUG
Phacochoerus africanus (Common warthog) is the source of this 2510-nucleotide messenger RNA. RefSeq names its product protein kinase cAMP-activated catalytic subunit alpha (gene PRKACA). Bases 102 to 1157 code for a protein of 351 amino acids. The record is from RefSeq and is a predicted model, not a curated record. Gene Ontology annotation, molecular function: ATP binding; protein kinase A regulatory subunit binding; cAMP-dependent protein kinase activity. The transcript has 10 exons. Lineage: Eukaryota; Metazoa; Chordata; Mammalia; Artiodactyla; Suidae. Gene Ontology annotation, cellular component: cAMP-dependent protein kinase complex; nucleus. Gene Ontology annotation, biological process: peptidyl-serine phosphorylation.